CCAGAUAGUCCGCCGGGUGCUACCCUCAACCUCAAAAUCCCAAUAAUUGCCCUCAUUAAUUUUCCAUAUUCUCUUCUUUCCAAACGUCAGAUUCCAAGGCCUUAACUAAUUAACAGUGAAACCUCAACUAAACGUCCCUUAAUUACCAUCACUUCACCAGCAGCCCUUUUAGACUAGGACGCGUCUUCUUCCUCCUCCUCCUCUAUCUUCCUCUCUGGUUUUUUAACCAGAGCCGCCAGAGGCCCCAUAAGUCCAUAAAACCCACCGCCACUACUAGAUCUGCAGCACACCCAAAACCCAGAGCCCUUGCCAUUUUCGUCCCACCACCCUCUAACCGCCACUUUCUAUUUUUGGAAACCCAGUAUGGAUUCCGAGCAGCGCCGCAAGCGGAAGAGAAUGGGGCGGUCCUACUCUGAGGCCAAGCACUACUUGUCGUCGCGGAGGUCUCUCUUUCUCUGCUUCUCCUUCUUCGUCUUCCUUCUUCUCUUGUCCUCCGGCCGCUUCAGAACGGCGUCGUUUCGGCCAGUCAUCACCGCCUCCUCCACCACUCUCUAUCUCAUCUCCUCCACUGCCCACAACUCGGUUCUUGACUCGGUUGCUCACCGGAACGACUCGCCGCCGGCGAAGGUCCAAGAUCGGGUCUUGUUUCCCGAUCACGUGCUGCUCAUCGCGGCCAACCGGUUUCAGCCGCAGGAUGAGUUGGAUUGCGUUUACCGGAGAUUUAACGGCUCCGAUGAGGUCGCUUUCGCCGUUAAGCCGGUGCUGUCGACGGAGGCUUACGAUGAGGUCCGGUCAAUCGUGCGAUGUCCGCUGCCGUUCGGGAACUACUCGUCGGCCGUCGAUUUGAGGAGGCGCGGCGGCAAACAUGAUUGGACGGCGAGGAUUAACUCGACGGCUGCGGCGGCUUCUCCUUGGGAUAAGGUGGUUUACGAGGCGGUUAUUGAUGACGACACGGCGGUUGUGUUCGUUAAGGGGUUGAAUCUUAAACCGCACAGAAAGUCCGACCCGACCCGACUCACCUGCCAUUUCGAGAUGGGCGAAGGGUUUGAGUUCACUACCGAAGCCGUUACGGCAGCGCAGGAAGUUGUGAGGUGUUUGUUGCCAGAGAGCAUUAGCAACGACCCGGAUAAGGCUUCGGGUAUUCGGGUCACUAUUGGGUUCAACACUGGGCGUCCGAGAGCUCCAGUCCAUGUGACUCUUCCUUCUGUGGCCACAAUCCACAAUUCAAAGCCCAAUUUGGAUGAGGCCACUAAGAAGAAGAAGCAUGAGCUUUGUGUUUGCACUAUGUUGUGGAACCAAGCCCCUGCGCUCAGUGAGUGGAUCAUGUACCAUGCUUGGCUUGGAGUCGAGCGGUGGUUCAUUUACGACAACAAUAGUGAUGAUGGGAUUGAAGAUGUGGUUUUGGACCUCGAUUCGCAGGGCUACAAUGUCAGUAGGCAGUCCUGGCCAUGGAUCAAGACUCAGGAAGCAGGGUUUUCGCAUUGUGCUUUGAAAGCGAGAGAGGAAUGUACUUGGGUUGGUUUCUUUGAUGUGGAUGAAUUCUUCUACUUCCCUAGGGAGUUCAGGAGACGUAGAAGAGAUGGCGUUCCUGGCGAAAACUGGCUCGGGAAGCUGGUUUCGAAUUUUUCAAACUCUCCGACGAUUGCAGAGCUGAGAACUGAUUGCCAUAGUUUUGGUCCGUCCGGGUUGAGAUCACAUCCAUCACGGGGAGUGACCACAGGGUACACUUGCCGGUUGCAAAGUCCCGAAAGGCACAAGUCAAUUGUCCGAACAGAUUUGCUUGAUGUUACAUUGCUCAAUGUGGUGCACCAUUUCAGGCUGAGAGAGGGUUUUAGGCACCUGAACGUGCCGGAAGGCAUUGCGGUGAUAAACCACUACAAGUACCAGGUUUGGGAGACCUUCAGGGCCAAGUUUUACAGAAGGGUUGCUACAUAUGUUGUGGAUUGGCAGGAAGAUCAAAACCAGGGGUCGAAGGAUAGAGCACCUGGGUUAGGAACAGAGGCCAUUGAACCGCCAAAUUGGAGGUUAAGAUUCUGUGAGGUUUGGGACACUGGCCUUAAAGACUUUGUUUUGGCUUACUUUGCUGAUCGUUCGACUGGGUCACUGCCAUGGGAGAGGGCUCAACAUCAGUAACAAAUGCAAAGAAGACUGGGUGCUUUCGCCCUUGUAUAACAACAGAGUAAACACACCAGCAGCUAUUCUUUUUCUUCGUUUUUUUUUGCCCUUUGGUAUCUGAUUAUUUUUUCUUUCAUACACAUGUAUGGAGAUUAAUUACAGGAUUCUUAUACUGUAAAUUUGUGACAAAAUGAAAUGAAUUUUAAUUUUUUCUUGUAA
Messenger RNA from Rosa chinensis, 2334 nucleotides. RefSeq names its product glycosyltransferase family 92 protein RCOM_0530710. The record is from RefSeq and is a predicted model, not a curated record. The transcript has a single exon. NCBI's taxonomy places the organism in Eukaryota, Viridiplantae, Streptophyta, Magnoliopsida, Rosales, Rosaceae. The coding region runs from base 364 to 2133 and encodes 589 amino acids.